ACUCCAAUUAAACUACAUCUAUUUCUAUUCCCUUUGGUUUUUCAUACAAAAAAAAAAAGUUUGGAAUCUUAUACUCCGUAGAAAAUAAUCAUGUUAGCAAUAUUUCACAAGGCUUUUGCUCAUCCACCAGAAGAGCUGAAUAGUCCAGCUUCACAUAGAGGUCCAAAAAAACCUAAAUUACCUGAAGAAACCCUCAGUGAUUUCAUCUCUACCCAUGACCCGAUUAACACCUUCUCUAUGAGCUUUGGUCAAGCUGCUGUUCUUGCUUAUGUUCGACCCGAACCAGCUAAUCCACUCAAUCAACUGUUAUUUUGUGGGAAUGAUGAUAUAUAUUGUUUGUUUAAGGGGAGUUUGGACAAUUUGUGUGGGUUGCUAAAACAAUAUGGGUUAUCUAAAAGUACAAAUGAAGCUAUGUUGGUAAUUGAGGCUUAUAGAACGCUUAGGGAUCGUGGGCCUUACCCUGCUGAUCAAGUGAUUAAGGAUCUUGAAGGAUGUUUUGGGUUUGUUAUUUACGAUAGUAAGACUGGAACUGUCUUUACUGCUCUGGGUUCGGAUGGGGGAAUGAAGCUAUAUUGGGGAAUUGCUCUGGAUGGCUCAGUGGUAAUUUCAGAUGAUUUAGAGGUUAUUAAAGCUGGAUGCGCUAAAUCAUUUGCUCCUUUCCCAGCAGGGUUUAUGUUCCAUAGCGAAGGAGGAUUGAUGAGUUUCGAGCAUCCAAUGAACCAAGUGAAGGCAAUGCCAAGGGUGGACAGCCAAGGGGUGAUAUGCGGAGCAAAUUUCAACGUGGACAAGUUCAGUCGUAUAAAUAGCAUGCCUCGUACUGGUAGCGCCGCAAAUUGGUCUCAAUGGGAUACUCAUAUGAAUGAGGCUGCUUGAUGAUAUAACUUCUUCUACAAAACUCAGGCAGCAGAAUAAUAAACGAUCUCCCCUGUUAUGUUAAAAUCUUCAGACAUAUACCAAAGUACUCCGUUUGUGAUAUGGAUCGUGCCAUAGGGUGUACAUUACUAGACGUUUCUUGUUUUCUUUCUUUUUCUGUUUUCCCAAACUAGGGAUUAAUGACUGAAUUUCUUUGGCUUAAUAAUACUUGUGUGCGGUUCAACUUGGAGGAUUAA
Molecule: messenger RNA, 1109 nt
Organism: Spinacia oleracea (spinach)
Lineage: Eukaryota; Viridiplantae; Streptophyta; Magnoliopsida; Caryophyllales; Amaranthaceae
Product: stem-specific protein TSJT1
Exons: 4
Coding region: 91-873 (260 amino acids)
Source: RefSeq, a predicted model, not a curated record